GCUAGGCAGCCCAUUGGGCCGUCUGGGCGCCGUGCAUCCUGGGAUUUAUAGUUUGCAGCUCCCUCUUCCAGACUACAAGCUCCACAGAGCCGCGGGAGGACGGUUGCCUGGUAUUAGCAAGAGGCAAUUAUGGCGGUGGCGCGCGUGGACGCGGCUUUGCCUCUUGGAGAAGGAUCAGUGGUCAAUUGGUCAGGGCAAGGACUGCAGAAAUUAGGUCCAAAUUUACCUUGUGAAGCUGAUAUUCACACUUUGAUUUUGGAUAAAAAUCAGAUCAUUAAAUUGGAAAAUCUGGAGAAAUGCAAACGCUUAAUACAGUUAUCAGUGGCUAAUAAUCGGCUGGUACGUAUGAUGGGUGUGGCAAAACUGACUCAACUCCGUGUACUGAAUUUACCUCAUAAUAGCAUUGGCUAUGUGGAAGGACUAAAGGAACUAGUACAUUUGGAAUGGCUGAAUUUGGCAGGAAAUAAUCUUAAGGCCAUGGAACAGAUCAAUUGCUGCACAGCUCUACAUCACCUUGAUUUAUCAGACAACAACAUACCCCAAAUAGGUGAUCUGUCAAAAUUGGUAUCCCUGAAGACCCUGCUUUUACAUGGAAACAUCAUCACCUCUCUUAGAAUGGCACCUGCUUAUCUACCCAGAAGUCUUGCUAUACUUUCUUUGGCAGAAAAUGAAAUCCGAGACUUAAAUGAGAUCUCUUUUUUGACAUCCUUAACUGAAUUGGAACAGUUGUCGAUCAUGAACAAUCCUUGUGUGAUGGCAACACCUUCCAUUCCUGGGUUUGACUAUCGGCCAUACAUUGUCAGCUGGUGCUUAAACCUCAGAGUCCUAGAUGGAUACGUGAUUUCUCAAAAGGAAAGUUUGAAAGCUGAAUGGCUGUAUAGUCAAGGCAAGGGGAGAGCAUAUCGGCCUGGCCAGCACAUCCAGCUUGUCCAGUAUCUGGCUACAGUCUGUCCUCUCACUUCUACACUGGGUCUUCAAACUGCAGAGGAUGCCAAACUAGAGAAGAUUCUGAGCAAACAGAGGUUUCAUCAGAGACAGUUAAUGAACCAAAGCCAAAAAGAAGAGUUGUGUCCUCUGGCUCCUACUGAAACAAGGGCACCCCUUAUACCUGAGCAUUCAAGCCCUACUCAAGAUUGCCAGAUAGUUCAAGAAAGUGAACCUGUCAUCCAAGUCAAUUCUUGGGUUGGGAUAAGCAGUAAUGAUGAUCAGUUAUAUGCUGUUAAGAAUAAUUUUCCAGCCUCUGUACACACUACAAGAUAUUCUCGAAAUGACCUGCACCUGGAAGAUAUACAGACAGAUGAGGACAAGUUGAAUUGUAGUCUUCUCUCUUCAGAGUCUACUUUUAUGCCAGUUGCAUCAGGACUAUCUCCAGUAUCACCUACAGUUGAGCUGAGGCUGCAGGGCAUUAACAUGGGCCUAGAAGAUGAUGGUGUUGCAGAUGAAUCUGUGAAAGGGCUGGAAAACCAGCUCUUGAAUAAGGAAGAAGAAAAGGCUUUAUGGACUGCAAAUGAGAAUUCUGUUCAAAUGAAAAGUGAGAUCAUUAUGGAGAUAAAUGAGAAAGCUGGGCUAUUACCUUGUCCAGAGCCAACAAUAAUCUGCACUAUCUUGAAGGAUGAUAACCAGAGUCUUACAUCUUUUCCUGAGACAGCUGAACACGAUGUCUCUAAUACACAGCCAGAUGAUCAAGAAACCAUGUCUCAAACAGCUUCAGAGAAACUUCCCUGUAUGAUUGUAACCCAGAGAUCUGUUGCUUUGGAACAUGAUAAAGUUGCCCUUCAGAAAUUGAAUGAAGCAGCCACCAAGCUUCAGGCCUGUUGGCGGGGCUUUUAUGCCAGGAACUACAACCCUCAAGCCAAAGAUGUGCGUUAUGAAAUCCGGCUGCGCAGAAUGCAGGAGCACAUUGUCUGCUUAACUGAUGAAAUAAGGAGAUUAAGAAAAGAAAGAGAUGAUGAACGUGUUAAAAAAUUUGUGCAAGAAGAGGCUGUCAAAUUCCUUUGGAACCAGGUGAGGUCUCUACAAGCUUGGCAAGAGACAGUGGACCAGCGUCUAAGUUCCUGGCAUACUGAUGUACCUCCUUUAUCAAGUACUCUGGCACCAUCUGAACCUCCAUUAUUUACUCAAAGUCAGGAACCAUCUUCUGAUAAAAAUACUGAUUGGUUCAUUGCUCCUGAUGAAGCUCCUCAAGAGAAAUCAUUUCCAGAAUUUCCAGACUCUGGUUUUCAUUCCUCCUUAACAGAACAAGUUCACUGUUUGCAGGAUUCUUUGGAUUUUGAAAAAAGUUCCACAGAAGGCAGUGAAAGCUCCAUAAUGGGGAAUUCCAUUGACACAGUCAAAUAUGGCAAAGAGUCAGAUUUAGGGGAUAUUAGUGAAGAACAUGGUGAAUGGAAUAAGGAAAGUUCAAAUAAUGAGCAGGAUAAUAGUCUGCUUGAACAAUAUUUAACUUCAGUUCAACAGCUAGAAGAGGCUGAUGAGAGGACAAACUUUGAGGAAGGCUCAGGAGAUGGUAAGCAUCACAUGGCUUUUUCCCUGGAAAAGUUAGAUACCUUGUCUGUCAGUGCUUCUGCAGAUGAGACUCAUGGCAUAUCUCCUACCUUGCAAGAUGAAAUCAGCCAGACAUCAGAGAAUUGUAAAUUAAAUACAGAAGUUCAAGGGCAGCAGCCAGAAUGUGAUUCUACAUUUCAGGUAUUGCAUGUUGGUGUUACUGUGUAGUGUAUCUGGUCUCUUGGGAAGCUGAAAUUACUUAACUUUUCUUAAAAAUAUUUUCAGUUGCCUUUUUUUUGAAUGGAAGUUCUCCCCCUCUCCCAUUUUGUUACUAUUUAUAUAGAAUUUAUAUUUUUGUCUCAUAUUUUCCAGAUUCUAGAUAUUGAACUGAGUCUUCAUUUUGGUUUUGCUAGCUUUUUGCUUAGCGAUAAUGUACCAAACUAUGUAUAUUGAAAGCUAUAUGCACUUUAUUUCUUAACAACUGAAUUGCAUCAACAAUGUUCCCAUUUCUUUCAUUUAUUCAUUUCCUUUAAAAAAUAAACUGGAAUAUCAAUUCCAGGAGUUUCUUGGGAAAAAAAAAAAAGAAAAAAUAAACUGGAAUAUAUUAAAGAAAACAGAAAUUUAUCUUAAAGAUAUAAAUAAGAGUGUUUUGAUUCUUCUAUAUCUGAGGAAAUUAAUUAUAUGGUAAUAAUGCAAUUUGUUAAAGAAAAUAUAAAUGAUAAAUACGAGGACUGUGAAUUAUUAGAAUUUUCUGGUCUCCUUGGAAUAAGAAUAUAUUUUUAAGACUUUUUCCCCCCUCCCAUCAAAUCAGAGAAAGCCUUUAUAUAAGCAAAUUUAGGAAGAAAAGAUUAUAGGAUUUCUCAGUGGGGAUGAUUAAAUUGUCUUAUGGAAAACUUUAGUUAAUGUCAUGUAUCAGUUUUAAUGUAUGAAGAAGUAAAGUGUUCCAUCCAGGAUUAAAAUCAACCUUUCUUAGGCAAAGCAAUAUUUCAUUUAGAUAGGAAGAAAGGAGAUACUAUAGCCACUUGGAAUAAUGUCACAGCAUACAUUUAUGUUUUUCAGCAAGUGCUUUCUUACCCUAUAUUAAACAUUUAUGUGCCAAUAUAUUGUCAGAAAUUAAUGUAUGUUAAUCAUCUAUGUUCUGCUUAUAUUAUGUAUUUCAGCAGAAGUUCCAUGGCCAUUCACUUCACUUUUGACCUCUGCCCCAUAGUGGUGAACAUUUAAAGUAAUACUAGUGGUAGAAUAUGAUGAGUUUUUUUAAAACUAUUUUCUAUAUAAUCUCUGAAAAAGUGCCACAUUGGAAGACAGUUUAAUGGUGGUUAAGAAAAAUAAACUUCACUUACUUAUUAAAAAUAAUAUAUAUCUGUAACUUUAGGAAGAAAUAAGAUUGGGUUUGAAUGUUGUAGGUAGAUGCAUAUCUAAAUAAAGGAUAAUUUUGGAAGUUUGGUUUUUUAAUCUUUGAGAAUGUUCUAAUAUCAUUGAACAACACCUAUUUGAUUUUCCCCACCUACAGACAUACAGCUGUUUACAACUAUGGCAAUACUUUAAGUGUUCUCUAAAUUUAGGUGCUAAAUAUUUAUUCAUUAUUCUGUUAUAAUCAUUGGGUCCCCUUCUUUGAAGUUAUAUAAAAUAUAAACUUCUUAUCCUUCAAGAAUAAAGUAGAGGAUCACAUGGUGCAUGGUAUUUGUUGAUAGUCAUAAACAUUUCUCUAGUAUGGUAAGAUGUAUUUUUCUUGGUUUAUAGAUAUGUAGCACUCAGGUUGAGAAGACUUGGAUUUCAUUCUCAGAAAUUUAGAAUCUCUUGAAAAAGAAAUGUUUUCUAUCUCUUAUAAACAAAACAGCAGUCCUACCUUCAAAAGGAUUUUCCCUAGUGAAACAUGUGUAAUGUUAAAUGCAUGUUAAAUAAAAAUUGGAUUUUUUACUUUUUGAAUAAUGCUGAUUAUCUUUUAUUAAUGAUUUUGAAUGUCUUCUUAAAUAUACCCUAUUUUUCUAUUGAGCAGUUAAGUGCCUCAUUUGCUGCCCAUAGUUAGACAAAGAAAAACCAAUUUGCACUGUACUAGUACCAAAAUACUGCUUCCUGGUAUGUUAAUUUUUCAUAAAAGCUGCUGGAAUGUCAUGGAUCAGUAUUACCUAUGUAGGUUUCUGCUAACAUCCUCUGCCUCCUAUCUUUUUUUUUUUUUUAAAUAUUUACUCUUUUCUUUUUUUUUUUUUUUUUUUCUUUUUUAGUCGCAGCAAGUGGUAUGUAGUAUCUUUUUUUAAGUAAUGGCAAAACACAACUAAAUUCAUUUGAUCAUCAGCAUUUUCCAGCAGGAUUUCCUUUUUUACCUUUGCCUUGUUUUCCUAGCCCAUAAAUAGUAUUUAGCAUACCUUAUUAAAAAUUUGGCAGAAUAUGAUAAUUAUUCAUAUUCUGCUCUUCAUCUCUAUUUUAUCUAACUUUUACUAGUGUUUAGAAGUACCAGAAUAUUAAAUAGCUCCUUUCUUAAGUAUAUAGAUUAUCUUGAAUGUAAAUAGAAGGAAAAUAAUGUAAAUAAAAUGUAGGAAAACUGUGGCAUAGGCUUAGUAUAUUUUGAUGGGUAUACAAUAUAAUUUAAAAGUAAUUUAUGUGACUAAGAUAUUUGGUUUUAACUCGAUGGGCUAUUCAUUGGUCUGGCUGAAGAGGGAAUGGGUCUAAUAAAUAGGGAAUUUGAGCUUUGAACAUGGUAUUUGUGUUUUUUUUCUAACAGGAGAGGUUUAGUUUAGCUGUGCUAUUUACUUUACAUCAGUUCUCUUGAUUUAUAGAAGAUUCAGUUUUUCAAUUAAGAAUUUCAAGGGGGGAGGGGAGACAAGGGCAAUGUAUGUAACCUUAACGUUUGUGCCCCCAUAAUAUGCUGAAAAGAAAAAAAGAAUUUCUGCAGAAGCACAGAAUCACACAAUGUGAGAGUGGGAAGAAACCUUAGAGAUUUCUAUUCUAAUCUCUUUGUUUUAAAGAUGAAACUGAGGCACAGAGAAAUCAAAUGAUUUGUCUAAGGUUAUAGCUAGUUAGUAGUAAAUAAACCAUGAAAACUUACAUGUUACUGUAUUCCAAAACUUUAUUAUGCCCUCUCAAUUAAUCUUUACAUUUAGUGAGUCAGUGAGGAAAUCUCUCCAUAUUUUUUAUUCUCUUUGAAAGAGGAAAAAAACUUCUAAGAGAGCUACAACUCUACCACUCAAGGCAAAGGUGCUUGUAGAAAAUAAUUAAUUCUUUCAGAACCUUGAGUAAAUCUUCUCCAAGAAAUGUAAUUUGAUUAAAAUGGUUUUUAAAGAGCAAUAGUAGACAUUUAAAAUUUUAGAAAAGAAUAACUGCAUUUUAGAGUCCAUUUGUUGGAUGAUAGGCAGUAUGACAGGUUGCUGAGAUAUAUAAAAUUUUCUAGUGAAAUGCUAGAGUUUUGUUAUCUUCAGUUUUACAGGACAACAGAUGUUAAAGUUGUAAUUCUCCUGAUGUGCAUAAAGCUCUAAUCACGACAGUUGAUAAUGUACAAUUGAGUUUGGUUUUAUAAGUUUAAUUAUAAAAUAUUCCACAAUAUGCAUGUUUUAGGAAAAUGUUCAUUUAUUUAACCAUUUAAUUGUUUGUGUGUGUAGAUAUAUAUAUAUAAAAAUAACUUUAUUCUUGAAUAAUGUGGGUGCUAUUAUGUGUGUUUUUAUUUGUUUUGGAUUAUUUUAAAUAUACAAACACCAUGAUAGUGUAUUUUCCUGUUAUCUAUUAUAUUUAACACAAUUCUAGUUCCACUUUUUAUAAAUAUUUUCACAAAAACACAGGCUUAAGAUAUUAUAUAUCUCUCUUGGACCUUUUUUUGUGUAAAAUCUUAGAAUUGGAAUUAUAACAUUAAUAAUAUAAAAUAUAAAACUUUUUUUCCUGGAGAAUUAAGACACAGUAAAAAGAGGAAAAAAUAGAAUGAAUCUGAUCUGAUCAGUUUCCUAUUCAUAAAAAAAACAGACACUUCAUUGUUUAUUGUGUAUUUAUAUUUUGCUACAGUACCUUAUAAAGAGGUACUUAUUGUAUUAUACUGUUUUGAAUUUUACCAUUUUGCCUCUUUUUUUUUUUUUUUUUUUGAGAUGGGGUCUCAUAUGUUGCCCAGGGUAGCCUCUAAGAACUCCUGGGCUCAAGCAAUCCCCCCACCUCAACCUCUGGAGUAGCUGGGACUACAGGCGUGCGCCACCGCUCUGGCUUAAGUUUUAAAUAUAUGAUGCCCUCAUUUGGGAAGUGAACCAGAGAGGGUCUGUAAGGAACAUUGUACACAUUUUUAAUGAUACUGCUUUCACGGAUCAAGCUUACUGUGCCAUUAUAAAAUUAAAAGUGAAGUAAACAAAGCAAAUCCACACAGCCUUGAAUAGAAACAGACCAUUGUCUUUUUUAAAUGAAGUACUUUUUUAUCUAUGAAUAGAAAUCACACUAAAUUUUAAUUACUUUAUUGAUUUUAGAGGAUAGCAGGAAUCACUUGGUAGUGGUUUUGUUCAUUUUCUAAUUAAAUUUCUUUUAAUGUUUUGUAAUAAUUUUAAUCUUAAGAGUUUAAAAUAAUUUGAUUUUUGACUAUUUUUAAAUUUCUCUUUAAUGUUGUAGAAAUAGAUGAUUUAAAGUGGUUAUGGUCUGGUUUAUGAAGGCUUCAUAUUUUAUAUUAUACUUAUUUAGUUUGUAUUUGAGUCUCUCUGAUUUUAAAUAAAAGGUUUAUACAUUU
Messenger RNA from Microcebus murinus (gray mouse lemur), 7168 nucleotides. It is a transcript of the gene CEP97, whose product is annotated as centrosomal protein 97. NCBI's taxonomy places the organism in Eukaryota, Metazoa, Chordata, Mammalia, Primates, Cheirogaleidae. Gene Ontology annotation, cellular component: centrosome. Gene Ontology annotation, biological process: negative regulation of cilium assembly. The record is from RefSeq and is a predicted model, not a curated record. Gene Ontology annotation, molecular function: protein binding.